AUUAUUAUUAUUAUUAUUAUUACGACACGACUUCCCUGUUUUGUAUUACUUUCAAUAUGAUUUUCAUCUAUAAAUUGCAACCUAAUUUAGUUUGGAAUGGUUUUUAUCUUCUCAUGGUUCAUGUUAAGAACAGCAAUUGACUAGUCUCUUUUUUACAUAUACAUCCUGAACGGACUCUUUUGAUAUUCCCAUUCGGUCGAAGGUUCUAUCGAGUUGGAUAGUGGCUAGCAAUAGAAUCCAAAACCGUUGUUCUGUUCUGUAUAGAGCUUGACACUAACUUAAUGUAUAAAUCCUUCUUACCUCUUUCGCGAUUACCAUCUAGCCUAAAAAAUGCCAUAUUCUGUAAUUAUUUAUGACAGCCUACGUGUAAUUCAUCAUUUUAAAUGUACAACUAAUUCACCUAUAAAUUUUAUUGGCUCUCUAACAUACUGUCUACUUUAUUACGAUACUUUUGGUUUUAUAGAUGUAUAGUUUAACAACCAAUUUACUAAAAAUAAGUGUUAACCCAAGUAAUUUUCACUUCUGAAUUUUCUGAGGGCUUUUUAGCUACCUUCUGCAAAUUUUUGUUUGUGUUAAGUAAAGUCUACACUAUUGCAGCCUGUAUUACCAUAGGGAUAAGACCCAUGUAACUGUUUACAUUUAUGAGACGAUACUUGGGUCUUCGGUUCACAGAAGUACCUUGGUGCCAUGUACUAUUUAGGACGAAUUUUCAACAAAUCGGCCCGAAAAGAAAUUCUCUAUGCUUUGUAGCAGUCUUUCAAACAUGCUUCGCGGUCAACGAUUUUUAAAAUGAGGACAUAACCAUCGUAAAUUACGUUGGUAUAUAGUGUGUCAUGGCACGAAGUUUUUGGCGCAGUUCAAACUAUUUAGAGUGGUUAUUGGAUCGUCAAGAUGUAAUGAUACAUAGAGCGAAUGAUUUAAAAAUUCUUGGUAGCGAAGAAGAAUAUCAGAAAGUGAUGCUUUUCUUUACUGAUGUCAUUCAGGCAUUCGGCAAGAGCGUUGAAGUCCGUCAACAAGUAAUUGCAACCGCUUUGGUAUAUUUCAAAAGAUUUUAUAGUCGCAAUUCAUUUAAGACUAUUGACCCAUGGUUAAUGGCUCCAUCUUGUCUGUUUUUAGCAUCUAAAGUUGAGGAAUUUGGUGUAGUUUCUCAAAAAAAUCUAAUGACAUCAUGUCGUAAUGUGGUUCAUAGUCAUUAUUUAAUCUAUUUUCCUGAUGGUUACGGUUAUCCAUAUCGUGCUCAAGAUGUACUGGAAUGUGAAUUUAUUUUACUUGAAGCAAUGGAUUGUUCAUUAGUCGUCUUUCAUCCUUAUCGUCCGUUAGUACAGUUUUGUGACGAACUUCGCCCCCAAAUGCAUGAGUAUGCUGAUGUACUGUUAGAACGUGCUUGGUGGCUAGUAAAUGAUAGUUUUCGAACAGACGUGUGCCUGCAUUAUCCUCCCUAUAUAAUUGCUCUAGGUUGUCUGCAACUGGCUGUUGUGAUUAUUUCAAGUAAUCCUGACCUAUUAGUCGGCUCCGUCAAUAUCAGUUCAUCAUCGUUUAUGAAUUCCAGUUUGUCUAUUUCAUCAAAUAAACAUGGUUACUUUGGGCACCAAACUCAAUCAACUGUUAAUCCUUCAUUAGUUGCUGAUCGUUGGUUCAGUGAAUUAAAUGUAGAUAUGGAAAGAGUCUUGGAAAUUUCUCGUCAUCUACUUAGUUUGUAUGAUUUAUGGCGCCGCUUUGAUGAACUUGCUGAAAUGCCUAACAUAUUAUUAAAAAAACUCCCACGUCCUGUCAUUCAAUCACCGCAUACUUCACAAAAUUACCAGUCUGUCAAUCCGACGGGUUGUAAUAGUACUACUGCAACUCAAUCAUCUAAUCUAUCUAGUGGUACACAACAACAAAAUCAUGGUGGAUCCAUGGUUGUACAAUCGGCUACAGGUGCUGUUGGUACAGGAAGUAGUAGUGGUGCUACGGGAACUGUUGGUAGUAUACAUACUAUGCCGGAUCAUCAAACUCAACAACAACAAAGAUCAAUGACGUCAUCUAAUCAACCACGUAUGCAUCCACAAGGUGGCGGGAUGCAGCAUAUGGGAGUUAGAUAGACGGAUAAAAACAAAGCGAGUAUGACUGCAUAUCUGUAUAAAAUUUAGGGAGUAUUUAUUUAUAUGUAUUCAGUUCUAUGUACAAAAAUAAUAUAUAUUUCCUGAUUU
Molecule: messenger RNA, 2189 nt
Organism: Schistosoma rodhaini
Lineage: Eukaryota; Metazoa; Platyhelminthes; Trematoda; Strigeidida; Schistosomatidae
Source: the annotation of a GenBank genome assembly